This is a messenger RNA of Volvox carteri f. nagariensis, 417 nucleotides long. RefSeq lists its product as uncharacterized. The record is from RefSeq and is a predicted model, not a curated record. The transcript has a single exon. NCBI's taxonomy places the organism in Eukaryota, Viridiplantae, Chlorophyta, Chlorophyceae, Chlamydomonadales, Volvocaceae. The annotation marks the transcript as partial.
CCACCCUGCCACCGGACGUUACCCUCCUGUACUACCUUGCCACCGGAGGAUACCCUCCUGUACCACCCUGCCACCGGAGGAUACCCUCCUGUACCACCCUGCCACCGGAGGAUACCCUCCUGUACCACCCUGCCACCGGAGGAUACCCUCCUGUACCACCUUGCCACCGGAGGAUACCCUCCUGUACCAACCUGCCACCGGAGGAUACCCUCCUGUGCCACCCUGCCACCGGAGGAUACCCUCCUGUACCACCCUGCCACCGGAGGAUACCUUCCUGUACCACCCUGCCACCGGAGGAUACCCUCCUGUACCACCUUGCCACCGGAGGAUACCCUCCUGUACCACCCUGCCACCGGAGGAUACCCUCCUGUGCCACCCUGCCACCGGAGGAUACCCUCCUGUACCACCUUGCCACCG